Dioscorea cayenensis subsp. rotundata (Guinea yam) is the source of this 277-nucleotide messenger RNA. RefSeq lists its product as uncharacterized. The transcript has a single exon. The coding region runs from base 51 to 254 and encodes 67 amino acids. The record is from RefSeq and is a predicted model, not a curated record. Lineage: Eukaryota; Viridiplantae; Streptophyta; Magnoliopsida; Dioscoreales; Dioscoreaceae.
AGAGGAAGAGAAAAAGAGAAGAAGUUAAAGAGAAAGAGAGAUCAUUGAUCAUGUGUCUAGUGUUUCUUUGUGAAGAAGAGGAGAGAGUGUUGGGAAGUCAAGAAGCACCAGGGAAGUGUCCUUAUUGUGGAGGGAUGGUUAUGGCAACAGACUUUGAGAGCACUCGUAGGCUUUGUUGUCUUCCAAUUUGCAUUAAGAACAAGAGGAAGUACUCUUGCACUAAUUGUUCUCGCCGUCUUGAGACUUAUCCUUAGCAUUCUUACUUACUUUUUAACUU